Molecule: messenger RNA, 219 nt
Organism: Ogataea polymorpha
Lineage: Eukaryota; Fungi; Ascomycota; Pichiomycetes; Pichiales; Pichiaceae
Exons: 1
Biological process (GO): sterol biosynthetic process
Cellular component (GO): endoplasmic reticulum membrane; intracellular membrane-bounded organelle
Molecular function (GO): heme binding
Source: RefSeq, a predicted model, not a curated record
CGAGUGUUCACAGCGGAAGAGGUAGCUGCACAUGUGUCACCGGACGAUUUGUGGAUGGUCAUAAAUGGCAAAGUAUAUGACGUGACAAGCCUGAUAGAGCAACAUCCAGGUGGUUCCGAGGUCCUUUUUGACUGCGCGGGUGUGGACGCCACGAUACCAUUUUAUGAUGUUUCGCACUCCGAAAACGCUUUCGAGAUGCUUUCUCCCUGUUUUAAAGGC